UAAAGUUCACUCUAAACAAUUACCACCAACUUAAACACUCAAUAUGGACUCUAUCAAGCAAUCACUGGCAGCCAUGACAGAGUUGUUUAAUAACAGGAUGCAAGAGUUCCAGCACGAUCUAAAUAAAACCUCCUCUCCCGGAUCUACAACUUCUUUGGCAUCAGAUUUUAUUACAUUUAAAUCUUUUGUAAUAUCUGCUUUAAACACUCUUCAGUGCCAAGUAGAAUUUCUUGGGAGAGAGCUUGACCGUCAGGAGAUGCGGCAUAGACGGAAGAUGCUUCUUCUUCAUGGUGUCCCAGAGCAGAAGACUGAAGACACGUCGGCUCGCGUCACGGGUCUUGUAGCGGAUCAUCUCUUGCUUCCAAACUUUUCAAGCGCCAGCAUUAAGCACUCAUACCGCUUAGGCCAACGGUCAGAUAAGAAACCCAGGCCUAUUGUGGUAAAAUUCACUGACUUUAGCAUCCGCGAUAAAGUUUGGUUCGCAAAAACCAAAUUUAAAGGCACGGGUUUAACAGAGUCGGAGUUCUUGACGAAAAGCAGGCACGAUGUUUUGCUCGAAGCCAGAAGACGCUUUGGCAUAAAUAAGUGCUGGACGCGGGACGGUUUCAUAUACGUAAUAGCGUCGGAUGGUGCUCGUCAUCGAGUUGAAAGCCUGUCGGCAGACAGCAUACCCACUGCGUCUACUACGAAGUCGCCGGUUCAAACAAAGUCUUGUGACUCCAAAGGUGUUGACAAGGUAAUUGUUACACGUACUAAGAGACUGAUAAAAAAACUUUUAAAUUUUAUAAUGGAGGUUGAUCCUCCUCCAGAACCCCCUGAUCCAGGUGGUUCAAUAGAAUCAGUUCCCGAUAUUUGUCCUCCUCCCGCUAUACCUGUUUCUCGAAAACGCUAA
Molecule: messenger RNA, 892 nt
Organism: Vanessa atalanta (red admiral)
Lineage: Eukaryota; Metazoa; Arthropoda; Insecta; Lepidoptera; Nymphalidae
Exons: 2
Coding region: 44-892 (282 amino acids)
Source: RefSeq, a predicted model, not a curated record